This is a messenger RNA of Nezara viridula (southern green stink bug), 263 nucleotides long. The record is from the annotation of a GenBank genome assembly. NCBI's taxonomy places the organism in Eukaryota, Metazoa, Arthropoda, Insecta, Hemiptera, Pentatomidae.
AUGCUCCUUCAGAAUCAGCAUAAUGCAGAGCUGAUGUUUCGGAAGAGCCAUAAAGGGGGUGCGACCAUCCCACAAGACUCGUAUCCCUUCCACAAUUCCCAUCCAUCGACAGCUAUAGCCGAUCCCGACAGACGAAUGGUUUUGCAAAGCCCUAUCAUAUGGGUUCCAGGUGUCUUGGAGGGGACAGCUGAUCUAAGAUACGUGUCCCUCUUACAUAGUGAAUUCCAAACACGGAAAUUCAACGACUAGUACAUGUAGAUGCC